AUGGCUUCUCCAGCUUCCACUCCUGAUUCUUGGGCUAUAGUCCCCAGCCCAAUGGACGAUAUGCACCCCAGCUUUUUAAUUCUCAAGCACAAGGUCGAUACAAUCGGCGACAAGGACGGCCCUUUCGUGGCCUUAUUUAUAAGGGGCUCAAAGUCCAGGGCCAGAUGGGAGGGUUGGAUCGACGAAAGAUUUGUUCACGAGCGCGAUGAAGCAAAGCUCCUCGCCUACUGGAAGAAGGUUGGCGGGAGAGAUGCACAAGGCGUGGAGGCCUGUCCUCUGCGAAUCCUUUAUGCUCACGGGCGCAGAAAAAAUGGACAGGGUACGGAGACGGAAUGCUUCGUCCAAUACGUCGGAUAUCCCAACGACCCCAGCAUAAAUCAGUGGGAACCCGAGUCGAAGGUUCUGGAAGCUCAGUGGGACUGA
This is a messenger RNA of Fusarium subglutinans, 423 nucleotides long. RefSeq lists its product as uncharacterized. The coding region runs from base 1 to 423 and encodes 140 amino acids. The record is from RefSeq and is a predicted model, not a curated record. Lineage: Eukaryota; Fungi; Ascomycota; Sordariomycetes; Hypocreales; Nectriaceae. The transcript has 2 exons.